AUGGCGCACCGCUUCGUCAUCACCGCGUUCUUGACCGGCUCUCGUAUCCUCGGCCGGUCUUUCAUGGCCGCGUACAAGCAGGCCCAAGCCUCGUCACAAUACCAACGCGCCCAGGGCAAAGCCGGCGGCGUCGGAGCUUCGGGCCGAGCCUCGCUGUCAUCCGGCAUGACCCUCGACGAGGCGUGCCGCAUUCUCAACGUCAAGCCUCCUGCCAACGGGCAAGCCAACAUCGAGGAGGUCCUGGAGCGGUACAAGCGGCUCUUCGACGCGAACGACCCGCAAAAGGGCGGCAGCUUCUACCUCCAGAGCAAAAUCGUACGGGCCAAGGAGCGGUUCGAGAGUGAGCUCGGUCCGAUACGGGAAAAGAUGGAGACCGAGGCCGAGACGACGGAGGGCUGGAAGCCCAAGGUCUACAAGGAUCGGUAG
Messenger RNA from Drechmeria coniospora, 426 nucleotides. Its product is annotated as mitochondrial import inner membrane translocase subunit TIM16. Lineage: Eukaryota; Fungi; Ascomycota; Sordariomycetes; Hypocreales; Ophiocordycipitaceae. The record is from RefSeq and is a predicted model, not a curated record. Gene Ontology annotation, biological process: protein import into mitochondrial matrix. Bases 1 to 426 code for a protein of 141 amino acids. The transcript is spliced from 2 exons. Gene Ontology annotation, cellular component: TIM23 mitochondrial import inner membrane translocase complex.